Molecule: messenger RNA, 2275 nt
Organism: Drosophila novamexicana
Lineage: Eukaryota; Metazoa; Arthropoda; Insecta; Diptera; Drosophilidae
Gene: z
Product: regulatory protein zeste
Exons: 4
Source: RefSeq, a predicted model, not a curated record
GUGUGCGUGUGUGUGUAUAAGCAAAACGAGUGCAAUUGAUUUUCAUAUAUAUUACUCGCUACUCGGCAUCGCAAACGGACUCGAACUCGCACUCGCACUCGCACUCGAACUUGGACUCGGACUCGGACUCGGAUUUGGAACUGGCGAGCCGCUAAUCGAGUGAUACCGCAUCUCGUUGGCGUACAUAAACAAACUCAAUACAAUACUGAAAAACUCAAAACAAAACGGGCGAAACAUAAACAAACACUAUUCAAAAUCCGUGGCAGAUCGAAUCAAGCGAGCUGCAGAAUCGAAAAGUAUGUCGGCAGCCGGAGAUGCGAGCGCCGGUGCCGCGAAUGCUAGCAACAACGUCGCCGUCGUCCAGGCAACGGUCAGCGUGAGCGGCAACAUUAGUGUGGGCGACGGCAGCCCCAACAACAACAACAGCAACAACAACACAAACGGCAACACGAACGGCAACAGCAACAACAAUGGCUCGACGGCGGGCAGCUCGAAGGGGCAACUGCCGCUGACGCCACGCUUCACUGCCGAGGAGAAGGACGUGCUCUACACACUGUUCCAUCUGCACGAGGAGGUCAUCGACAUCAAGCACAGAAAGAAGCAGCGCAACAAGUACUCCGUCCGCGACACCUGGGACAAGAUUGUGCGCGACUUCAAUUCGCAUCCGCAUGUCAGCGCCAUGCGCAACAUCAAGCAAAUACAAAAGUUCUGGCUGAAUUCCCGUCUGCGCAAACAAUAUCCAUAUCGGGAUGGCAGCGCCUCGGGCGGCAGCGCAGCGCUGGGCAAGGUGGGCACCGUCUCGGCCAGCGCCCAGCAGCAGCAGCAACAACAGCAGCAGCAGCAACAGCAGCAGCAGCAUCACGACAGCGUCAAGGUGGAGCCGGAGUAUCAAAUCAGUCCCGAGGCGUCCGAGCAUAAUCCGCAGGGCGAGCCCUUCGACGAGAUCGAAAUGGAUGGCAACGAUGUCAGCGAAAUGGAGGACGAUCCGCUCGAGGCACAGCAGCAACAACAACAGCAGCAACAACAGCAGCAACAGGCGGCGGCACAGGCCCAAGCCGAGGCGCAGCAGCAGCAGCAAUCGGCGGUCGCCGAGAUGCAGAAGCUGCAGGUAAGCGCCGCCGUGGCAGCGGCCAAUGCGAGCAUGUUGAACACGCAUCGCAUCAACGUGGACUCGAUCAGUGCGGAGAAGCUGACGCUCAACGAUCUGCUGCACUUCAAGCCGGCGCGACAGCGCGACGAGAUCAUACUGCAAAUCAAGCAUCCCACAGAUGCCACAGCCACACAGAUACACACGAUACCCGCACAGCCGCAGCAGCACACGAUGGCGACGAUCACGGCUGGCGGCUACAAUCAGCAGAUCAUAAGCGAGAUCAAGCCGCAGCAGAUCACGCUGGCCCAGUACCAGGCGCAGCAGCAUCAGCAGGCCCAGGCCCAAGCUCAGGCCCAGGCACAGGCACAGCAAUUGGCGCAGCAGCAGCUGGCGGCACAGCAGCAACAGUUGGCCGUGGCGGCAGCUGCGGCGCAUCAACAGCAGCAACAGCAACAGGCAGCCGCUGCUGUACAGCAACAGGCUGCCGCAGCAGCAGCUGCUGUCAAGAUGCAGCUGACCGGCGGCACGCCCACCUUCACAUUCAGCGCACUGCCCACGGUGACGGCGGCCACAUCUGUGCCUGUGACCGUGCCUGUGCCGGUCACCGUGCCGGUCACCGUGCCGGUGACCGCUGCCCCGGCGGCUGUAUCAAAUGUGAGCGUAAGCGGCGCUGGAACGCUGCCAACGGGCGCCCAACAGCAGCUGCAGCUGCAACAACAACAGCAGCAGCAGCAGCAACAGCACCAGCAGCAGCAGGCGGGCGAUAGCUACGAGGAGCGUAUCAACUACUUCAAGGUGAAGGAGGCGGAGCUGCGCUGCAAGGAGCAGCAGCUGGCCACCGAGGCCAAGAAGAUUGAGCUGAACAAGGCGCAGGAUGAGCUCAAGUAUAUGCGCGAGGUGCAUCGCCUGCGCGUCGAGGAGCUCAAAAUGAAGAUACGCAUACUGCAGAAGGAGGAGGAGCAGCUGCAAAAAUGUUCCAGCACAUGAGAUCUGGAGGAUAUAAGCGAUGCGGAGGCGGAAGCGGACGCCGAUCCGGACGUCGAUCCGGAUGCGGACACGGAUACGGAGGUGGAGGUUGACAUGGAAAUGGAGCACGCCGAAAGGACGGCGCAGGCAGCGCAGGAUGCGUACAUGGAUUUGGAUAUGCAAUUGCUGCUCUAACCCGGAUGCAGCUGGUUACCCAUA